Molecule: messenger RNA, 852 nt
Organism: Momordica charantia (bitter melon)
Lineage: Eukaryota; Viridiplantae; Streptophyta; Magnoliopsida; Cucurbitales; Cucurbitaceae
Gene: PEL3
Product: HXXXD-type acyl-transferase family protein
Source: RefSeq, a predicted model, not a curated record
AAAAAAAGAAAAAAAAAACCUAAAGAGAAUUAAAGCAACAUGUAAUUUCUCAACCUGUCCAUAGUAUAAGGCAAAGCCAGUUGGGUUUUCAACUUUCAAGGUACACAUUAAUAUGUCACAACUGCACCCUAUGAACCCCAUAAAUGCACUGCCAACCAUAUUAUUAAUAAUCACUUUGCCUUUCUCUAUAAACACUCUCCAUCUUUGCCCUUCUCUCCACACACCCCUCAACCAAUAAUAAUCUCUCUUAUUUUUGCUGCCUUUGCUUUUUGUUCAAAAUCCAUGGCUGCUGAUCUCCAUGAAGCUGUGAAGAAAGAGGAUCAGCCAAGUUUGAAGCUCAAAAUCACUGCCAAAACCCAUGUCAAGCCCAACAACAAACUUGGCAGAAAACAGUGCCAAUUGGUCACAUUUGACCUCCCCUACCUUGCCUUCUACUACAACCAGAAGCUCCUUCUCUACGGCGACAAUGGCGGCGAGCUUCGCUUCUCAGAGAUCGUCGACAAGCUGAAGGAUGGCCUCGCCACAGUUCUCGAGCCGUUUCAUCAGCUUGCCGGGAGGCUGGGCAAGGAUGAGGAUGGCAUUUUUAGAGUCGAGUACGAUGACGAUAUGGACGGCGCCGAGGUGGCCGAGGCAGUGGCCGAUGAUGUCGGUAUUGCCGAUUUGGCAGCGGAGGAAGGCACGGCCACCCUCAAGGAGCUGAUUCCGUACAAUGGGAUCUUGAACUUGGAAGGCCUCCGGAGGCCAUUGCUGGCUGUUCAGCUAACCAAGCUUAAAGACGGAGUCGCGAUGGGGUGCGCCUUCAAUCACGCGGUUCUGGAUGGAACUGCCACGUGGCACUUUAUGAGCUCAUGG